CUAGAAGCCCAGAGUUUUGAGAUCUCAUUUAAUGUAAGCAAAGAUUCUAAUAGAAAAUAAAGAAAUUCAGACAGCAGAAUUGUCAGUCUUAUUCAGCGACUGCUACAUUUAUACUGACAAAAGUAAUGCAUUUUUAUUUGCUUUCCCUUUAUCUGCACUCCUUAUCAAACAAGAAUUAGGGACUAGAGUGCACAUGACAACAUAUGAUCAGCAUCUCACAUUUAGUGCGAGAUAAUGGAUGUCUCUGCAUAACAAUAAGCUAGAUAAAAGAAUCCAUGCAUCCAUGACAUGCUGCACAUUUGAUACAAAUAAACUGACAUAUGAAUGCUGUCAUUGUGAGUUUUUCAUUUUAGAACAAUGCUUUCUUUUUUAAAGCAGUACAUUUCAAUUUGUUUUGAAAAUUAUGUUUUCCAUCCUCUUUAAAAAGAAAAUGACUGUGGUUGAAACACUCUAAAGAAAGAUCUGAAGUAAUGUUGACAAUAUCAUUUUUUUUAAGUAACAUUAAUUAAUAGUGGAAAAAUAAAAGCAUAUAAUGGAAAAAUGUAUGCACUUCUAUUGUACAACUGAUCAUAAGAAAAACAACAACAAAAAACAAGAGGUUGGACAUUCAAGUAUGCAGUUAUUACAGAGAAACUGUUUUGUAAAGACCCCAAAAGUAGUUUUGAACAAACUGAGUACCGACGUUUAAUUAUUAUUAUUACAUUAUAUCUUCACUAAUCAUUUUAUCCUGGUCAGGUUUGUCAUGUUUUAAAUGUACUGUAAAUCCUCUGGAUAGAAUUCAGGAAUACACCUAAGGCAGGAUGACACCACACUCACACACACACACACACACACACACACACACACACACACACACACACACACACUCACCACUGAGACCUGGGGCAAUUAGAAUGGAUUUGCCAAUCCAUUGAACUUCAGAUUCCGGAGUCACAAAAAGACGGCACUUCAAAGAUAUGUAUUUCUUGCUUUUGCAAGGAAAAGCAGGCAGGGUGAUUAUAUUCACAGAAAAGUUGUCACUUAUAUCCAAAGUGGGAUUAAGGAUUAAAGGAUAAAGGACAAAACUGAACACUUCAAGGUUAUGGGUUUUGCACAAGGGCCCAACAGUGUUUAUAUGUAUCACAGAAAUAAAAUACAAAAAGAUUCAAAUGUCAUGUGAAACUUUGUCUUGAUAGAGUAUAUGUAAUCUUUUAGUCAACAUUUGGGACAUAUCAAGCUAUGUCUAAUGGCGUUCUGGAAAUCUUCUGCCAAGUACUUUUGCAGUUUUUCUCAGGUUGAAAUGUAAAAUUAGUAUUUUUAUUUUCACUGAAGUCAUAAUUAAGCAGGUGUCCUUGGUUCCUUGGUUAGGUGUAUAUAAGAGAGUGUGUGUAUAUCUUGCAAUGGACAUCAAUCCAGCGUGCAUUCCUGCAUCAUACCAAGUGCUCCUGGAAUAGGCACUUGAUCGGUCAUGAGCCUUCCCAGGACUGGAGAUGCUUGAAUAAAAAAAUACGUUAUGAGUAAGGGAUUUUGUAGCUUCGCAUGGUAAAACAAACCCUAAUUAUAAAUCAGAAUGAACUGCCAAUCACACGGGUUUGCCCACUCCGCGCGCUACGGGGGGGAGGGGGAGUAAGUGAGCGCGCGCGAUUGUAUAAAAGCGGGUGAUCAGCUGUCAGAUGGUGUUCUGAGAGUCACGGAGAGGAACCGAUACAAAAAAUCCGUAAAGAUGCAUGAAAAGAAGUGAAUGAUGCAAAGGUUGCACAAGGCACCUGCGCUUUUCUCCGAUAGCAUGGGGGAGAUUUUAAACUCCAGCUGCUGGGCGACGCCGAACAAGAAUAUAACACAUCUGGACAAGUUCAGCAGUCUGGAGGACAUCGACCUGAGCGCAGAUGGAAGUCUUAUCCUAAGAGUUCUCAUCUCGUCGGUUUACUCGGCGGUGUGCGCUGUGGGUCUGGUUGGCAACCUGCUCGUGUUUUUCCUGAUGAAGACGAAGCUGGGGAAGAGGAGAAGGAAGAGAUCUGUGAUCAACUUUUUCGUGGUCAACUUGGCCGUGACCGACUUCCAGUUCGUGCUCACGUUGCCGUUCUGGGCUGCCGAGGCGGCGCUGGACUUCAGCUGGCCCUUCGGUAACGCCAUGUGCAAGAUCGUGCUGUCGGUCACCGUGAUGAACAUGUACGCCAGCGUGUUUUUCCUCACGGCCAUGAGCGUGAGUCGGUACUGGUCAGUGGCGUGCUGCGUGCGUGGUGGAGGCGCGCGACGCCGGUUCACUUCGAUCAAACGCGUGUGCGCGGCGCUCUGGGUGCUCGCGAGCGUCGCCACGGCGCCCACGGCCGUUUUCGCCACGGUGACAGUGGUGGCCGGCGAGAGGCUGUGCCUCCUCCGCUUUCCCGAAGGCCACCCAUGGCUCGCGCUUUACCACCUCCAGAAAGUCGUGCUCGCCUUCAUCUUACCCAUGAUCACCCUCUCCAUCUGCAACGCGCUACUCCUGCGCUUCGUGCGCCGCAGGAUCGUCGCCAACACCAGCCGCCCGAAGAGACGGUCUAAAGUCACCAAAUCCGUGAUCGUCGUAGUUCUUUCGUUCUUCGUCUGCUGGAUGCCAAAUCACGCCAUCACGCUUUGGGGCGUGCUCGUGAAAUUGAACGCGGUACGCUGGGACAAGACCUACUAUAUGGUCCACACGUACGUGUUCCCGCUCACUGUCUGUCUCGCUCAUGCGAACAGCUGUUUAAACCCGGUAUUAUACUGCUUAAUGCGAAGGGAGUUCAGGAAGAAGCUGAGGAACCUCUUCUGGAGACUUUCCUCUCCGGCUUUCACCAAAGCGCGCGCCUCUGGAGGUGCCGUAGACAGAGACACAGCUUAAGUGAGAUUUGACUGUGUGAAAUGUCUAAUUUACUCCAACAUACCUCUGUAUUACAACGUGCACUUGGAUAGAAUAGAAGAGCUUGUGAUGCGCAGAAGAGAAUGCUUUCCAUCCUAUCUAUCUACCUUUGGUGUGAGUCAAAUCUGAAUAAAACAACAUACUGAACUAAGCAGCAUUAAUGCAUACACUGAUGCGCAUCGCCUAAUCUGACCUGUAAAUACAAACAGAAAUAAUAAAAGAUAUGUUUUGAAUGGUUGGUUUUGUUUCUACUGUUACAGAG
This is a messenger RNA of Silurus meridionalis, 3116 nucleotides long. It is a transcript of the gene rxfp3.3a2, whose product is annotated as relaxin family peptide receptor 3.3a2. The record is from RefSeq and is a predicted model, not a curated record. Gene Ontology annotation, biological process: G protein-coupled receptor signaling pathway; immune response. The coding region runs from base 1721 to 2836 and encodes 371 amino acids. Gene Ontology annotation, molecular function: G protein-coupled receptor activity. Lineage: Eukaryota; Metazoa; Chordata; Actinopteri; Siluriformes; Siluridae. The transcript has a single exon. Gene Ontology annotation, cellular component: membrane.